This is a messenger RNA of Neurospora tetraspora, 1415 nucleotides long. Its product is annotated as HSP20-like chaperone. Gene Ontology annotation, biological process: response to heat; response to hydrogen peroxide; protein complex oligomerization. The record is from RefSeq and is a predicted model, not a curated record. The coding region runs from base 416 to 1183 and encodes 255 amino acids. Lineage: Eukaryota; Fungi; Ascomycota; Sordariomycetes; Sordariales; Sordariaceae. The transcript has a single exon.
CUUCAAGAUGACUUCAUCGUCCACAAUAGGUCUGAGGUUCACCAAUCAUCGCUCAGACAACCUCCAACAUCCAUACAACUCGUAUUGCGAGGCCACGGGCAUCGCACGGUCGUUCCUUCCGUUCCUGCCCACAACCCCGCCCAACACUCCCCAUAGAGUUCGGAGGAAGUUUCUAUUUCAUGAUGGCGGGGAAGCUGACCGGACUUGUGACAGGUCGGAAUAAAACCCGUAUUACAUGUCCUCAGGCCAUAUGACGAACAACUUAACCCAAGCAGUCGAAAUGAUGUCGCAAUGGCCACAAAAUACUCACAUCCCAACACAUCUCCGGACGGGAAACCUUAAUUAAAAAGCCUUCCACCUCCCAAUUACUGCUUCCCCUUCUCAUCCUCCUUCUCACCCACAACCUCAUCGCACCAUGCGAAGAUUUCCCACCACCAUCCCCUUUAGAAUCACCAAACCAACCGCUUCUGCCACUCGGUCCCACCACCUCCCCCGCUCAAUCACCCAUCAACAAACCCGGCCAAUCUCAUCAACAAUGUCUCUCUUCCACCCGCGCUCCCUCUCCCACCCCUCCUCCUCUUUCGGUUCCCAACCCACCUUCUCCUCCCUCUUCCGCAUGCUCGACGAUUUCGACAAAUACGCCCAACAAGUCGGCUCCUUGGUCCCUUCCAACAUCGGUUCGUCCUUGCUCCCUUCGUCCAGCACCGGAAUGGAGACCUUCAACCCCAAGUUCGACGUCACCGAGGAAGACUCGACCUACACCCUCCAAGGCGAGCUGCCAGGCGUGGACCCCAAGAAUGUCGAAAUCGAGUUCACCGAUCCGCACACCCUCGUCAUCUCCGGGCGCGUUGAGCGCACCCGUACCGAGGGAGACCCCAACCUGCGUCUGGGCAGCUCUACCGAAAGCAAGAAGAUUGAGGGUUCGGAGAAGGAUAAGAGCAAGCAGCAGCAGGGCAAGGAGGAGAAGAAGGAUACCAGCGGCAAGGAUGAGAGUGCCGAGAGCAAGCCCGGUCCGAGGUACUGGGUGAGUGAGCGCAGCUAUGGAGAGUUUAGGAGGGUGUUUACCUUCCCGACCAAUGUUGAUCAGGAGAAGGUCGAGGCCAAGUUUGAGAAUGGAAUUUUGAAUAUCAAGGUGCCCAAGGCGGAGAAGAAGGGGAGCAAAAAGAUUUCUAUUCAGGGUUGAAUGGCCCGUUCUGGAAACACGGAGUGGUGGAAGACGAAUGGGAGGGAGGGUUGGUGACGACCUUUUCAAGGAUGACAUGAUGGGAAUUUGGAAGAAGUUUGUAACUUACGGCUGUCUGACUCGGAGGAUAUAAUCGCUGGUUGGUCUUGGACUCGGAAAAUGAUGUGUUGUUAUCUGUGCCUGUAAAUACGACUGCGAGUAACAAGAAAAAACACCCGUAUCAGAUUCUCGA